Prorocentrum cordatum is the source of this 2481-nucleotide messenger RNA. NCBI's taxonomy places the organism in Eukaryota, Dinophyceae, Prorocentrales, Prorocentraceae. The record is from the annotation of a GenBank genome assembly.
GUCUGUGACCUGAAGCUGGAGUUCGACCAGGGCCGCGUCGUGAAUGUGGUGACCGUGGCGAUGGAGGACGGCGUGGGCGGGUGGCUCUACCUGGCGGUGCAGGCGCUGAACUUCCAGUGCCGCAUGGGAGGCGAGCGUCCUCCGUUGAAGGGGGGCAGCGCCCGCCGCUUCUUCGGCCCUGCCAGCCUGGUGCAGGUGAAGGCUCCGCGGCACCUGGCGCGGAGCGUGUGCGCUUUCCUGGAGCAGUGCAACGACAAGGCGCCGAUGCUGGAGUGGGGGUCGGAGCUCAAGUCCUCGGCGGCCAGCCGCGCAGGUGAGCUGGAGAACCCCGAGUGGAUCCACAAGAACCCUGAAGACCUGGGUGAGAUGCCGAAGACUCCCCGCGUCUGGGCGGAGGGCGCCGGGUGGGAGCUCAUUGCCGCCGAGCUGGUGGACCGCGGGAUCCUGGUGCCUAUCGAGGAGGAGUGUAUUGCGCAGGUGAGAGGGGGGCGUGUGCUGGGCGGCCUCUUUGGGGCCCGCAAGUCAGGGCGCGGCAAGGGCCAGGGUCCGCGGCGCCUCGUGAUGAACAUCUUCCCUAACAGCUGGCUGCAGGAGACCAUCGAGGGCGACGUGGGCCUCCUGCCGACGACGGACAAGUGGGAGAGCCUCAUUCUAAGGAAUGGCGAGGUGCUCCUGACCUCGUCGGAGGACCUGAAGUGCUGCUUCUACGUGUGCCGCCUGCCCGUGGUCUGGCACAGGUACAUGGCCUUGUCCAAGCCCGUCAGGCGUGCUGCGUUGGGCCUGGCAGGGAGUGGCAGCGUGUUCGUGGCGGCGGCGGUGACCCCCAUGGGCCGGGUCUCGGCGACGGGGAUCAUCCAGCACAUCCACAGGAGGCAGUUGCGCGAGUGGGUCCCAGGUGUCGAGCCUCUGCCGGUGGAGCAGGCCCACUUGAGGGGAGCUCCGCACUUGCUCAAGGACAUUGGUGAGCUGUCGGGCUGCCGCCUCAUCUGUCACUGCAGGCCAGAUCAGGUGUGCAUCGACAACCUCGACCUCCUGGAUGUCGCGGAUGAGGUGGCGCUGGCAGUCCUUCAGAGUGCAGGGCCCCCUGAGGCUGUGCCGUUGGCUAGGGCGCGAUGCGAUGCCCGCGGCGUCCCUCCCUGCCGGGAUCAGUCUGUGAGCCGCUCGCUGAAGAGCCAGGCCUUCGGCGAGCCCGUGGGCGGCGACCUAGGUAUGAUCAGCCCCCCCAAGGACUUCGCCUGCAAGCUGGUGGGCCUGAGCCUCUUUUCGCUGGACCGCGAGAAGGUGGCGCAGAGGUGGCUGCAGGUGCUUGCAGGCCGCUGGGUGCGAGCUAUGAUGUUCCGCAGGAAGACGAUGUCGGCCUUCGACCAUCCGUGGCGGGCCGUGGUGCGCAGGAAAGGCGAGCGCCGCCUGCCUAGCCCCGUCUUCAGGGAGAUCCUGAUCGCGCUGGGGCUCUUGCCAUUCAUGAGGUGCGACCUGCGGUCUCCUGUCAGCGGCGUGAUGACGGUGUCGGAUGCCAGUGAGCAGUGGGGUGCCGUGUGCCGAGCCGUGCGACUUCUCCCCCGCAGGGUUGCGGCCGCGCGGGCGGCUCGGUCUAAGCGCGGGGGCCGGCUGCAGGAUGAGGGCGUGCUGUCGUCUCUGUUCGGCGGCAUAGGCGGCAUCAGGCGAGCUCUCGACAUGCUGGGCUUGAGCGUCGCAGUGUACGCCACGUCCGAGACCGACGUGGAGGCGUGCCGGGUGGCGCGGUAUGCUUGGCCUGAUAUGAUGGAACUCGGCGACGUGCAGCAGCUGGGGGAGAAGGGCGCGAGGAGGAUCCGACAUCGUGCUCCCCAUGCGCGCUGGGUCAUCCUCGGCGCAGGCGCCCCCUGCGUGGACCUGACUCGUCUCGGCGUGGACAGGCGCGGGCUGCGCGGCACGCGGUCUGGCCUCUUCUUCGAGAUCUUGCUGGUGCAGGCCCUGGUGCGUCGCGUGUUCCCCGCCGAGGUGCAGCUGUUCAACUUGGCCGACAACGUAUCUUCCAUGGGGGCCCUGGAUAGACAUGUCAUGUCGCAGGCGCUGGGGCUGCAGCCCGUGGUGAUCGAGGCGGCCAACAUCUUGCAUGCUCGGCGAGAGAGGCUGUGCUGGUGCGACUGGGCCCACAUGACUCAGUGGCAGGGCGCUGUGAACGAGUCGGAGGAGGUCAGGAGGGUGGUGAUCCCAGGUGGUGCGGGCGAUCUCAAGCGGUGGCUUCGUGCGGGCCGUCACUGGUGUGGCGCAGAGUGCGAGGAGCAGAGGCUGCCGACCUUCGUCCGUUGCAUCCCGACGGCGUGCGCGGGCUCUAAGCCCAAGGGUUUGCACCAGUGUUCGGAGGAGGAGUUGGCGCGCUGGCGCGCCCACGAGUACUGCUAUGCCCCGUACCAGUUCCGAGAUGUCGAGAUGUUCACUGCUUGCGCUGGGGUGGCGGUGACUUGGGGCCUGCUGAUUCCUUUGAGCGGGAGAUGCUGA